Molecule: messenger RNA, 1656 nt
Organism: Betta splendens (Siamese fighting fish)
Lineage: Eukaryota; Metazoa; Chordata; Actinopteri; Anabantiformes; Osphronemidae
Product: inter-alpha-trypsin inhibitor heavy chain H3-like
Exons: 12
Coding region: 16-1641 (541 amino acids)
Source: RefSeq, a predicted model, not a curated record
CUGACAGGAGCCAUCAUGGGGAGAGCUCUGAUACAAACCACCCUCUUUGCUCUGUUUCUGACUUUGGUCACCUCUUUACCAAAUAAAGAUGACUGGGACAUCUACAGCUUUCACAUCAACUCCACAGUGACCAGUCGUUACGCUACAACAGUCAUCACAAGCCGCGUGGCCAAUCGAAUGAACGAAUCCAAGGAAGUAGAAUUCCAAGUGCGGAUUCCCAAGAAUGCCUUCAUCAGUAAAUUCAGAAUGUUUAUGGACGGCCAGGUGUACGAUGGUGUUGUGAAAACCAAGGAACAGGCUCAGCAGCAGUACACUGCAGCUGUAUCCCGUGGGCAAAGCGCUGGGCUCGUCAGCUCUGUAGGGAGGACCCUGGAGGAAUUUAAGACGUCAGUGACUGUGGCCGCCCACAAAAAGGUGACCUUUGAACUCACGUAUGAGGAACUGCUGAAACGCAGGCACGGCAAGUACGAACUGCAAAUCCAUGCUCGGCCGAUGCAGCCUGUCAGCGACUUCAAGGUUGAUGUGUACAUUGAUGAAAAGGCUGGCAUCAGUUUCCUGGAGGUUAAAGGUGGACUAAGCACCAAAGCUCUGGCUAAUGCCAUCACCAAAACACUGACAGACAAACAGGCGUGGGUGUACUUCUACCCAACUGAAAGCCAACAGAAGACAUGUGACAGCUGUGGAGAGCAGGGUAUGAAUGGAGAUCUGGUUAUUGUUUAUGAUGUCAACAGGGACAUUUCAGUUGGUGACAUUAAGGCAUCAGGUGGAUACUUUGUCCACCACUUUGCUCCGUCCAGUCUUCCACGGAUACCAAAGAAUGUUGUCUUUAUUAUUGAUCAAAGUGGCUCCAUGCACGGCAGAAAAAUACAACAGACCAGGACAGCAUUAAUCCAUAUUUUGAACGAUUUGAAUGAAGAUGACUUUUUCAGUCUCAUCACUUUUGAUGGUAACAUUUUUCACUGGAAGAGAGAACUUGUUCAGGCCACCAAGACAAACGUGAACAGUGCCAAGACUUUUGCACAAAAUAUUAAAGACAAUGGAUCCACUGACAUUAAUGCAGCAGUGCUGGAAGGAGCUCGUAUUCUGAAGGCACAUCCCAGAGAAGGUUCAGCAUCGAUCCUUAUACUUCUGACUGAUGGAGACCCAAACUCAGGGGAGACAAACCUCGAAACAAUACAGUCCAAUGUCCGAAAGGCCAUUGCAGGAAAAUUUCCUCUCUACUGUCUUGGUUUUGGUUUUGACGUCAAUUUUGAAUUCCUUGAGAAGAUGUCACUGCAGAACAACGGUGUAGCACGACGGAUCUAUGAGGACUCUGAUGCUGACUUACAGCUGAAGGGUUUCUAUGAAGAGGUGGCCACUCCUCUGUUGACCAAUGUAACCAUGAUGUACACAGGAGGCACCAAUCUGACCCAGACUCACUUCACACAGUAUUAUAAUGGCUCUGAGAUUGUGGUGGCUGGUCAGAUCACUGACAAUGACAUUGAGACCUUCACUCCAGAAGUUAUAGCCAUUUCAGGAACAGGCAGUGUGAGGUUUUCUGACACUAAUCCCACUGUGGAAUCGACUGACACAGUGUCUGACAGACGCCUUCAGAGGGUUUGGGCCUACCUCACAGUCAAACAACUCCUGGACAAGGUGUGAGUGUGGUGUUGGCCA